Trematosphaeria pertusa is the source of this 537-nucleotide messenger RNA. RefSeq lists its product as uncharacterized. The record is from RefSeq and is a predicted model, not a curated record. Gene Ontology annotation, molecular function: protein binding. The annotation marks the transcript as partial. NCBI's taxonomy places the organism in Eukaryota, Fungi, Ascomycota, Dothideomycetes, Pleosporales, Trematosphaeriaceae. The transcript has a single exon.
AGGGUGUCUCACGUGCUUGCUCACAGCUUCGGUUCCGCCAUCGUCACGAUAUGUGUCGGUGAAGGAGAGCGACAGCAGAACUUCGCCGUACACAAGAACGUCAUCUGCGCCCGCUCCGGAUUCCUCAAGGAUGCUACGGCCAAGGAAACACUCCAACUCCCCGAUCAGGAUCCGCGCGCUUUCAACCUCUACAUGCAGCUACUGUACACCGAUCGCCUUCCUUGCAAGCCCGUCGAUGCGGCCAACUGCGAUGAAUACACCCUGCUGUGCAAGCUCUAUAUCCUUGUCAAAAAGCUCCAGGAUGUCCCCGCGAAGAACGCCGCCUUGGACGCUUUGCUCGCGAAGUCACGAGAAGCUGAUCCCGACAACAAACCGUGUCUGCCAUCAAGCGAACACCUCCGGAUCAUCUACAACGGAACAUCGGGAACUUGCGGGGCACGCCGCUUGAUGGUCGACCUCUACACUUUCCGCGCGACGGGGCAGUGGAUGACUAGCCAGGGCGGCUCUUUCCCGCAGGAGUUCAUGGCUGACUUGGCU